Messenger RNA from Cuscuta campestris, 2351 nucleotides. The record is from the annotation of a GenBank genome assembly. Lineage: Eukaryota; Viridiplantae; Streptophyta; Magnoliopsida; Solanales; Convolvulaceae.
ACAAUUUUUUCAUUCAUUACCCUUGCUUUGACAGAAAACUAAUUUUUUGGGUUGGGUCUGGUUUCCCUGUCGUGCCCGGAUUGCAUUCCUUUCAAAUCGAUUCCGCGUGUGGACCGCCCGCCAUGGCGCCAUACAUCUUCUUUCAUCCAAUAGUAUUUCUGAUACAAGCUCAUCUCCGAUGUAGGAUGCCAUUUUCCAUGGUUUUAUGCUCAUUAUCUCAUUUAUCCCAAUCAUCAUCGAACAACAGUUUAUAUAUGAUAUAAUCUAUACAUAAUCGUUAAAAUGGUUCGGAGUAGAUCGUCAUCUAGUCGAUGGAGGUAUGUGAAUCCGGCGUAUUAUCUAAAACGACCCAGGCGUCUUGCUUUUCUCUUCAUCGUCUUUGUUUCUGGAACCCUGUUCUUCUGGGAUCGACAGGCUGUAUUUCGCGAGCACGAGGAGGAUAUAUCUAAGUUGAAUGAUGAAGUGAGACGGUUACAAGACCUGCUACAAGAAUUAAAGAGUGGUCGAGUUGUUCCACAUGAGAUAACUUUGGAUGGUGAAAAUCAAGCUGACACAGCCAAGGAAAAAGAUGUGAUUGACGACCCAGCAGAUGCUCAGCGAAGGGAGAAAGUUAAAGAUGCCAUGCGCCAUGCCUGGAGUUCAUAUGAGACUUAUGCAUGGGGUCAUGAUGAACUUCAACCACAAUCACGGAAUGGAGUGGACAGCUUUGGCGGCCUUGGAGCAACUCUAAUAGAUGCUCUAGAUACACUUUACAUAAUGGGACUAGAUGAUGAAUUCCAGAAAGCUAGAGAUUGGGUUGCACACACUUUGGAUUUCAACAAGGACUAUGAUGCUAGUGUUUUUGAGACAACCAUAAGAGUUGUAGGUGGACUUCUAAGUGCAUAUGACCUCUCUAGGGAUAAUGUCUUUCUAAAAAAGGCUCAAGACAUUGCCGAUAGGCUUUUGCCUGCAUGGGAUACUCCCACUGGCAUCCCCUAUAACAUAAUCAACUUGGCUCAUGGGAAUCCGCGUAACCCGGGAUGGACAAGGGGUGACAGUAUCUUGGCAGAUUCUGGCUCUGAGCAGCUUGAAUUUAUAGCUCUUUCUCAAAGGACAGGGAACCCAAAGUAUCAGCAGAUGGUGGAAAAUGUUAUUUUAGAGCUUAACAAAACUUUCCCCGAUGAUGGUUUACUUCCCAUCUACCUCAAUCCACAUAGUUGGAGAAAAUCACACUCAACAAUUACUUUUGGAGCCAUGGGUGACAGCUUCUAUGAAUAUUUACUCAAGGCCUGGAUUCAAGGAAACAAAACUGAUGCUGUAAUGCAUUACAGAAUAAUGUGGGAGACAUCAAUGAAAGGUCUUGAGAGCUUGGUGCGAAGGAGUACCCCUUCAUCUUUUGCAUAUAUCUGUGAGAAGACUGGAGGCUCUUUUAGUGACAAGAUGGAUGAACUUGCAUGCUUUGCUCCGGGAAUGUUGGCCUUAGGUGCUUCUGGCUAUAAUUCUGAUGAAUCUGGGAAGUUUUUAUCAUUAGCAGAAGAGCUUGCUUGGACUUGCUAUAACUUCUAUCAGUCAACAUCCACAAAAUUAGCAGGAGAGAACUACUUUUUCCAUAAAGGGCAGGAAAUGAGUGUGGGGACUUCAUGGAACAUACUGAGGCCGGAGACGGUUGAAUCACUGUUUUAUCUAUGGCGUUUGACUGGAAACAAGACAUACCAAGAUUGGGGUUGGAACAUAUUUCAGGCAUUUGAAAAGAACUGUCGUAUAGAGUCGGGGUAUGUUGGACUAAAAGAUGUUAACACGGGUGUGAAAGACAACGUGAUGCAGAGCUUCUUUCUGGCAGAGACGCUUAAAUAUCUCUAUCUUCUUUUCUCACCGCCUUCGCUGAUUCCCCUGGACCAGUGGGUUUUCAACACGGAAGCCCACCCUUUGAAGAUAAUAACCAGGGAGAGCUCUGCACACCAUCACGACACAUCAGACAUUAGAUCUCGUGGUAGAAGAGUAGGUCAAUUUGAUAACUAGCAUAUAACUCACUGCCCAGUCUUUUGGUUUGAAGGAGCUAAGAAUUGAAUCAUGGAUUUAAAGAAGGCUACAUUUCAAACAAUCACUCCGUAUCUUAUUCUCAGUUUUUAUACGGAGUAGUACACAAUGUAUUCAUGUUAACAUAGUAUGUUGGUUUAGGUUAUAGUGUUAUACUGGUCUGCUCCUAUGCAGUACCCCUUCUGUAAUGUCUUUCUCUGGGUUGGCUUUUUGUGCACAUUUUUAGGUGCCACCUGAGGAAAUGUACUCACUAUUUGAUACUCUAUACUACUCUUUUCUUCUGUAAACAACACUCGUGCGAUGCAUGGUCAAAGCAUUAAAGUAUUGCAAUAUGA